AGCCGCUCCGCCCCCGUGCUCCGCGUGAAGAAGCUCACGCCCGAGGCCAUCCUGCCGACGCGCGGCUCGAGUCUGGCCGCGGGCCUGGACCUGUCGGCCGCCUACGACGCCGUGAUCCCGGCGGGUGGCAAGGGCCUCGUCAAGACAGACCUGGUCAUCGCCGUGCCCGACGGCUGCUACGCGCGCGUGGCGCCUCGCUCCGGCCUCGCGCUCAAGAAGUUCAUCGACACGGGCGCCGGCGUGAUCGACGCCGACUACCGCGGCAACGUGGGCGUGAUCCUGUUCAACCACGCGGCCGAGGACUUCCCCGUCAAGCGCGGCGACCGCGUGGCGCAGCUCAUCCUCGAGAAGAUCGAGUACCCGGAGAUCCAGGAGGUGGACGAGAUCGAGGACACGGCGCGCGGCGCCGGCGGCUUCGGCAGCACGGGCGUG
Molecule: messenger RNA, 432 nt
Organism: Phytophthora sojae
Lineage: Eukaryota; Oomycota; Peronosporomycetes; Peronosporales; Peronosporaceae
Exons: 1
Biological process (GO): dUTP catabolic process; dUMP biosynthetic process
Molecular function (GO): magnesium ion binding; dUTP diphosphatase activity
Source: RefSeq, a predicted model, not a curated record